Molecule: messenger RNA, 3698 nt
Organism: Stegodyphus dumicola
Lineage: Eukaryota; Metazoa; Arthropoda; Arachnida; Araneae; Eresidae
Product: protein vav-like
Biological process (GO): intracellular signal transduction; regulation of GTPase activity; cell migration
Cellular component (GO): cytoplasm
Molecular function (GO): guanyl-nucleotide exchange factor activity; protein binding
Source: RefSeq, a predicted model, not a curated record
AGCUAUAAGACAUUUAAUGUAGUGAUGGAAGAUUAGCAGAUGCUGUGAUGAAAAGUGAUACGAAGUGUCAGAUUUUGGGAAGGGUGUGUUUACAUUUGCCUUUAUUUUAAUAUGCUUUGUGUAUCUAUUUUCUUUUCUCAUAUAUUUUGAUUGCUGGUCGAUCAAAAUGGCGGACACUUUGUGGCGGGAAUGCGCAGACUGGUUAAUUAAACAGCAAGUAUUACUCCCAGAUCAUAGAGUUACAUGGCCAUCUGCUCAAGUAAUAGACUUGGUUUACACACUUCGUGAUGGUGUUCUGCUGUGUCAGCUUCUUAAUAAAUUAGUGAUAGGAUGUAUCGAUCUGAAAGAAAUAAGUUUACGGCCCCAGAUGUCGCAGUUUCUAUGUUUGAAAAAUAUCCGGACUUUUUUGCAAACAUGUCAGAACGUGUUUAACAUUCCUUCUGCUGAUUUAUUUGAACCUGGGAUGCUGUUUGAUUGUACAGAUUUUGGAAAAGUAUUGCAUACUUUGUCUGUGUUGUCAAAGACAGAUAAAGCUCAAGCAGCUGGAAUCAAGGGUUUUCCAUCCGUCAUAAAGAAUCAUGACUAUUAUAAUGAUGAAAUUUACCGAAACUUAGAAGAAAUUGCAAACCACAAUGAAGAAGAUACAAUGGUUCCUCUUGAAUUUCCUAUUAGUCCUCGCAGAAGUAAAGAGGAAGACAUUUAUGAGGAUCUUUGCUAUGUUACUCUUAGGAUGCGUGAGGUGUCUGCAUCUCAGACUGUGCAUCCUGUAGAAAAAAGGGAUUACUGUAUAAAAGAGUUGAUUGAAACAGAAAAAAAUUAUAUUGAAGCUCUGAAUAUGAUUAUAAAGCAUUUCAUGAGGCCUCUGAAGUCAGUAUUAACAACUGAUGUACGAAAAGUGAUAUUUAUGAAUAUAAAGGAACUGGCCGAAAUUCAUACAGGUUUUCACAGUGAAUUAUAUAAAGCAUGUACCUCUAGCCAUUAUAAAAUCAGUGAAUGUUUUCUUCACUGGAAGGACAAAUUUAUUGUCUAUGGUGAAUAUUGCUCUAAUUUACCUGCUGCACAAGAACGUGUCGAAGACCUUUGCAAUAAAAGUGAAGUUGUAAAUCAAGCUAUUUUACGGUGUCAGCAAGAAGCCAAUGGUGGUAAAUUCAAGCUUAGAGAUCUUCUAUCUGUUCCCAUGCAGAGGAUUCUCAAAUAUCACUUACUACUGAAAGAAUUAAUCAGAAAUACACCAAAAACACAUGAUGACUACUUUAGCUUGCAAAAAGCUUUAGAGGCUAUGCUGGACUUGGCUCAAUAUAUCAAUGAAGUCAAGAGAGAUAAUGAAACAUUACAAAUCAUUCGUGACAUUCAAGCCAGUAUAACUGACCUACAUAUGCCUGAUGAUCUUGAACUGAAAGAUUAUGGAAGGUUGUUGAAAGAUGGUGAGCUGAAAAUAAAAUCUCAUGAUGACCAUAGGCUUAAGAAUAGAUAUGUAUUUAUCUUCGACAAAGUAAUGCUGAUGUGUAAAUCAACAAGAAUAAUGGAUAAAAUUCUUUGGGGUGAACAGUACAGUUACAAAGAAGCUUUAGUUCUGCUGGAUUAUAAAGUAGAAGAUGUGGCAAAUACUCCUAAAGCAGGGAAUAGAGAUAAAUGGAGCUUCUAUUGGUUACUUGCUCACAAACAGAACAAAACUGCUCUCACCAUGUAUGCAAAAACUGAAGAAAUGAAACGAAAGUGGAUUGAGGCUAUUGAAAAAGCACUGGACAAUGUUAUGCCUGCAGCUUUAAGGUCCACAGACCACAUAUUUCAAAUGCAUUCUUUUGAGAAGCCAACAACAUGUACAGAAUGUGAAAAGCUGUUGAGGGGUUUAUUUUAUCAAGGUUAUUUAUGUUCAGUUUGUGGAGUAGCUGUCCACAAAGAUUGCAUUGAAGACGUAAGAUCUUGUGGAGCACCCCGCCUACCACCAAGACCUCCAUCAGCUACUAUUGUGCCUGAAAUUCUCAGGAGAAAUUUGUCUUCAGCUGGUGGAAAGCCAUAUAUGUUUAAAGUGAUAGCAAGGUUUCCAUAUCAUGGUCCUCCACCUGAUCAUCUCUCCUUUGACAGUGAUGAUGAAAUUUAUGUAACAAAACAGAUUAAUAAUAUGUGUUGGGAAGGUUAUGUUGCUAGAACUGGUAAAUCAGGUCGCUUUCCACCUGAUCAUGUUGAGAAGAGGCCACCGUCAUAUGAAAACCCUUUUACUUCAAGAAAUAAUGCUGCCAUUUGUGCCAUUCCUUCCCCAGAUUACAUUAAUACUAUGUUAGAGGGUCAUGAUUGGUUUGCUGGUGUUAUGGAUCGAGACACUGCAACAAAGAAGCUAGAAGAAUUGCCAAGUGGAACAUUCCUGCUAAGGAUUAGUCCAAAGCAGAAUGGGUCAUACGCCAUCAGUAUUAACUAUCAAAAUCAAGUGAAGCAUAUGCGUGUCUGCUCAGCAGAUAAUGGUCAACAGUUUUACUUAUCUGAAACAAAAUACUUCAAAUCUAUAGUUGAGCUAAUUAAUUGGUAUAAAGAAAAUAGCUUAGCUGAAAGUUUUAAUGGCUUAAAUGUGACUCUUAUGAUUCCGUACAAAAAAGCAAUUGCAGGAUUCAACAAUGAAAGUAUUAUAGGAUAUGCAGAAGCAUUGUAUGAUUUUCAAGGUAAUGCUCCUAAUAUGCUGUCCCUUCAUAAAGGUGAUCGAGUAGCUGUUCUGAGCAAAGCUGGGAACCAGAAGGGGUGGUGGAAGGGGCAGAUAGAUGAAAAUGUUGGGUACUUUCCUUAUUCUUAUGUGAAGGAAAUAUUUGAUUGAAAGGGAAUUUAGUCUGUGAUAAAAAUACAUUUUCUUCUUAUAAGCCUGCCAUCACAAGUUCUGGCGAAUUGGUGCUGACUUUUUUUAUCCAUUUAAUUCUGAAUCAUGUAGCAUCAGUUAAUAAAGUGGCUUGUAAGCCAGUGGCAUAUCAUUAUUGAACAUUAAUCAUCUGUUUGCAUGCAGUGAGCUUAGAGCAGCUGAAAGAAAUUUCUAUAUUUUACUGAUCUCUCUUUGCAAACAGCAUGCUUCCUCUCAUGCUUUGUAAACAGCAGAUUAUUUUUUCAUUUUGUAUAUAUGUACUUUUAAAUUGCCAAAAGAUGUAGUUAAGGUUAAUCAUGUUGAAUGUUGAACAAAUAUUUCUUGGUAAAAUUAAAUAAAUAUAUAUAUAUAUGUGUGUGUGUGUGUACACAUAUUUAAUUACCUGUGUUUGUUUGUGUGUAUAUAUGCCGUAAUUUCAUAUUCUUUAUUUGUGUAUAAUAAACUUUUUUUCUCAAAAAAUAAAAAUUUUAAUUUAUGUACUUGAAAGCAUAAUUUACAUUUAAACAGUACUUUGAAUUAUGUUUAUGGGGUUUAUGUUCCAUAGACAUAAAAAUUAAAUAUAGCCUGUGAUAUGGAGUUGUGAAAAACAUUGUUUGAUAUAUAAUAUUAAAAUGUAUUAAAAUAACUAUGUAAAGGUUCUUAAAGAGCAAGUGCAUGAAUGUAUUUUUGAUUAUAUAGCUUUUUGUACAAAUGAAAUGAAAAUACAGUCAUCAUGUUUUCAUUCAGAAUCAUUAUUGAUAAUUGUCGGAAGGAGAUGAAGGUUUUGUUGUUAAUUCGUUUAGUUAAUGUAAUAAUGUAAAAUUAAAUUAAUGCAUUGCAGAAAUUACAUUUUAUUAAAUAUCCUGUUUUUCUGAAA